AUGUCAGAGGAUAAGAUUAAUAGUAGUAACGAUGUUAAUAGUAACGACGCUAAUAGUAACGACGCUAAUGCUAACGACGCUAAUGCUAACGAUGCUAAUGCUAAUAAUAAUUCAGAUCCAAAAUUAAAUCAACAAGAUUUAGAUAAAAUUAAAGAUGUUGCAAGUAAAAUUUUAAAUCCAAAUAAUGAACAUCCGCAAAUUAAUGAAUAUAUUCAAUCUACAUUCUCAUAUAUUGGUAAUGCAAUGUAUAAAAUGCAAACUACCAAUGAUAGAGAUGCAACUGCAAAAGAAAUUGCUAAUGAUUUAACUAAUAAAUUUGAAACGUGGGUUAAAAAUAGAGAAGAACAACAACAACAACAACAACAAAAGAAACAAGAAGAAGCGGAUAAUUCUGAAUCCAACGAAAAGAAAGAAUAA
Messenger RNA from Insectozyma verbasci, 417 nucleotides. The record is from the annotation of a GenBank genome assembly. NCBI's taxonomy places the organism in Eukaryota, Fungi, Ascomycota, Pichiomycetes, Serinales, Debaryomycetaceae.